Messenger RNA from Trichosurus vulpecula (common brushtail), 930 nucleotides. RefSeq names its product olfactory receptor 150-like. Gene Ontology annotation, biological process: sensory perception of smell; G protein-coupled receptor signaling pathway. Gene Ontology annotation, cellular component: membrane. NCBI's taxonomy places the organism in Eukaryota, Metazoa, Chordata, Mammalia, Diprotodontia, Phalangeridae. Gene Ontology annotation, molecular function: olfactory receptor activity; G protein-coupled receptor activity; odorant binding. The coding region runs from base 1 to 930 and encodes 309 amino acids. The record is from RefSeq and is a predicted model, not a curated record. The transcript has a single exon.
AUGGCUACAGGUAAUUACUCCCUAAUUACUGAGUUUAUACUUAUAGGACUGACUAACCAACCGGAACUCCAGCUGCCCCUCUUCCUCCUAUUUCUUGGCAUCUAUGUGGUCACUGUGCUUGGGAACCUGGGAAUCAUCAUAUUGAUUAGACUCAGUUCUCAUCUUCACACCCCCAUGUACUAUUUCCUUGGCAGUUUGUCCUUCAUUGAUCUCUGUCAAUCAACUAUCAUUACCCCCAAAAUGCUGGUGAACUUUGUGUCAGAGAAGAACACUAUCUCCUACACUGAGUGCAUUAUUCAGUUCUAUUUUUUUGCCUUUUUGGGAAUCUCUGAAUGUCACAUGUUAGCUGCCAUGGCAUAUGACCGCUAUGUUGCCAUAUGUCAUCCCCUUCUUUAUAGCCUUAUGAUGUCUCAGGAGGUGUGCUCCUGGUUGAUAGCUGUGGUGUAUGCAUUGGGCCUGGUUGAGGCCACAGCUCACACAGUCUGCUUGCUUAGAGUGCUCUUCUGUAAGGAAAAUGCUAUCAAUCAUUACUUCUGUGAUCUCCUUCCACUCUUGAAACUCUCUUGUUCUAGUACAUAUGUCAAUGAAAUGGUAAUUCUGUCAUUUGGUGCAUUUAAUAUCUUUUUCCCAAUCUUGACCAUUAUUUACUCUUAUGUUUUAAUCAUUUCUAGCAUUUUAAAAAUUCAGUCCACUGAAGGGAGAUCAAAAGCCUUCAGCACCUGUAGUUCCCAUAUUGUAGCAGUUGGUGUCUUCUUUGGCUCUUGUGCAUUCAUGUACCUACAGCCAUCUUCAUCCAGCUCCAUGGAUCAAGGGAAAGUGUCCUCUGUCUUUUACAGUACCAUAGUGCCCAUGUUAAACCCCCUUAUCUAUAGUCUGAGAAAUAAGGAUGUCAAAAUUGCCUUGAACAAAGUGAUAGAAAGAACAUUCUAA